Molecule: messenger RNA, 213 nt
Organism: Sclerotinia sclerotiorum 1980 UF-70
Lineage: Eukaryota; Fungi; Ascomycota; Leotiomycetes; Helotiales; Sclerotiniaceae
Exons: 3
Coding region: 1-213 (70 amino acids)
Source: RefSeq, a predicted model, not a curated record
AUGUUUGCUAUUAUUGUGGAAAAUGACAAUGAUGACAGGUUAAAUGCAAAGGCGGGGUCAGAGACCCAGAGAUACACAACUGGUAGGUCCAGAACUAAAGCCUGUUUUUAUGGUACAGGACUCGUCGAAAGUCAAAAUCAAAAAUCAGAAAGCGAUUCCGCAUUCUUUUAUAGACUGAAAGUAACAUUUGGUGCAGCUUUGCCUGCUACUUAG